UGCGCUGCCUUUGACAUCCAGGAGUCACACACAAGUAAUACGUACGUCGUUUCAGUGUUCAACUCCGUCGGUCAUGCCAAUGGCCAACGACAACGGUGCGGUGCGUAACAGCCACCGGAGCAAGCAGCAGCACGCCGAAGGCCCGGCGGCCAUGCUCGCCAUCGGUACGGCGAACCCGACUGGCGUCGUAGUGCCUCAGGACAUUUUCGCCGAGAACAUCUUCCGCGUCACCAAGAGCGACCACCUUAUUGAGCUGAAAGAGAAGAUGAAGAGAAUUUGCCAAAAAACUGGCAUCGACAAACGGCACUUCCACCUGACAGAGGAAUCACUUGCUGCCCACCCGGAGUUCCUCGACCGACAGGUGCCAUCCCUCGACAGCCGCAUAGACAUGGCCGACACGGCCGUUCCGGAGCUCGCGCAGUGCGCCGCGAUCAAGGCCAUCGCCGAGUGGGGCCGCCCGGCCACCGACAUCACCCACCUCGUCUUCAGCACCUACUCCGCAUGGCAGGCCCCGAGCUUCGACCACCAGCUCGCCACGCUCCUCGGCCUCCGCCCCACCGUCUGCCGCACCAUACUCAGCCUCCACGGCUGCUACGGCGGCGGCAGGGCGCUGCACCUCGCCAAGCAGCUUGCCGAGAACAACCAUGGCGCGCGCGUCCUCGUCGCCUGCUCCGAGAUCACCCUCGUCUGCUUCGGCGGCCCCGACGGGGGCAACCUCAUCGGCAGCGCCCUCUUCGGCGACGGCGCCGGCGCCAUCAUCGUCGGCGCCGGACCCUUCGCCGAAGGCGAGCGCCCGAUCUUCGAGAUGGUCUCCGCCACGCAGACCACCAUACCACGGACCGAGCAUGUCCUCGGGAUGCAGGUGUCUGGCGGCGGCGUCGACUUCCACCUCGGCAUCCAGGUGCCCAUGCUCAUAGGCCAGAACAUCGAGAAAUGUCUCGUCGACGCCUUCAGCGGAUUCGACGACGCUCCCUGCUCCUGGAACGACCUCUUCUGGGCGGUGCACCCAGGCGGCCGUCAGAUCCUGGACAACAUAGACAACGAGCUCAAGCUCGACGCCGGGAAGCUGGCCGCCAGCCGGCAUGUGCUUCGCGAGUACGGCAACAUGAGCGGCGCCACCAUCAUCUUCGUGCUCGAUGAGCUGCGCCGCCGUCGGAAGGAGGACAGUGAUAAUCUGCUGCUGCCGGAGUGGGGCGCGAUGCUGGCCUUCGGACCAGGGAUCACGAUCGAGGCCAUGGUGCUGCGCUGCCCACGCGCAUCCCCUCUCAGCAAUAACUAAUCACAUCCGUCACCUUAAUUUACUACUUACUCCAUACUACUAUACGCUACGUAUUUUCCUGGGUAAUUCAUAAAAUCCAGAGUAUGUGUAAUUGAGUGUUUUCUCGAAAUAUUGUGUAAGCACGUGUGUGCUGUAAACUUUAGCGUUCUUUACGGUGCUUUUAGCAGGCAAACGUCUGCGUUAAUUUAUUACUAUGAUCAAUAAAGUGUUAUACUUCCUAAGAUAA
This is a messenger RNA of Lolium perenne, 1505 nucleotides long. Its product is annotated as bisdemethoxycurcumin synthase. Gene Ontology annotation, biological process: polyketide biosynthetic process. Lineage: Eukaryota; Viridiplantae; Streptophyta; Magnoliopsida; Poales; Poaceae. Gene Ontology annotation, molecular function: acyltransferase activity, transferring groups other than amino-acyl groups. The record is from RefSeq and is a predicted model, not a curated record.